AUGGCUGAGGACGGCGCGGACGCUGUCGCGUCGCUCAAGCAGUACCAUGACUCCGUCCACAAUCUGAUCACUCGCACAACCCUGUCUUCAACGUUGUCCGGGGUGGUGAUCGCAAUGUCUCUCAUCUCGUUCAGGCUUCUCUGGCGACGCGACAUGCAGCACCGCGCUGUCAAAGCCCUGCUCGCUGCGACCGCCGCGCUCUCACUCUCGACCGCCCUCUUCUUCGUCGCGUCGAUCGUGGCCGCGUUUGCAACGGACGAUAUCAUAUACCGACAGGCCGCGGGACUGACCGUCAGCCCCGCUCGCGUCAGUCUUGUCUACGCGAUGGCCCUCGUCGUCUUCGGCACGCUCGGCAUCAACGUCACCAUCGGCGACGCGGUCGUCAUCUGGCGCGCUGUCGCGCUCUGGGGAUACGCGCGCUGGGUCAACAUUCUCGCGGUGGUGCUGAACUUGGCGAUUCUCGUGAACGGAGUUAUCGCGCUCGCACACGCCUCUUCCAUCUACACUGCGUCCAGCCAAGAAACGGUUCCGGUCCCCUUCCACCUCCCCGCCUUCCUCGACAUCAAAGCUGGGUUCGUGGGUCUCCUCUUCUCGCUGCUCACAAACGUCGUGGCCACCGCCCUCAUUAGUGCCAAGACAUGGAUCCACUGGAAGACAGUUAGAAGGGGCUUAGCGGGACGCAGUGGGCUUCCGCGCACGUUCCAGCUGCUACUACUCCUGGUAGAAACCGGGAUCGCCUACUCGCUGUGCUGGGCCUUCGUCGCUACCUUCUACGGGGUACGCAUCGUGCAUCACCUCGCCCCCCCAGGCUCGUUCGAAAUCGCCGGCAACGUCUUCAUUCUCUCGUGCAUCGCGCCGCUCAUCGCCAUCUCACUUGAGGGCCCUAGAGUAAGCCGGGUCCGGCCAGGUACCCCGGCGGAGUCGCCCGAUCAGGUCGCCUCGGGUAGUCCGGAGGAGCCGUCCGAUCAGACCGGGGUGCGGGUGGGGAAUAAGAAGAGGAGGGCUUCAGCAACGCCCUGUACGUAG
Epithele typhae is the source of this 1026-nucleotide messenger RNA. RefSeq lists its product as uncharacterized. The transcript is spliced from 9 exons. The record is from RefSeq and is a predicted model, not a curated record. NCBI's taxonomy places the organism in Eukaryota, Fungi, Basidiomycota, Agaricomycetes, Polyporales, Epitheliaceae. The coding region runs from base 1 to 1026 and encodes 341 amino acids.